Messenger RNA from Argiope bruennichi, 658 nucleotides. Its product is annotated as adult-specific rigid cuticular protein 15.7-like. The record is from RefSeq and is a predicted model, not a curated record. Bases 36 to 521 code for a protein of 161 amino acids. Lineage: Eukaryota; Metazoa; Arthropoda; Arachnida; Araneae; Araneidae. The transcript is spliced from 3 exons.
CAACAAAGCAGUUUGUCUUUAAGAAGAUAUUAAAAAUGUUUCUCUUAACUGUAUUAGCUUGCAUUUCUCUCAGCCAGGCCAGUCAUCUCCUCUAUAAUGCUUAUCCUUACGCCCGUCCUUAUCAAGCUGGAUACUACGUCAGAGAGCCUCAUCGCCACGAGCACGCUGAAGUAGUUAGAGACCACGGAGGUGCAGUUGCAGGUCGCUACGGUUACCUCGACGCCAGUGGAAUUGGACGACAGGUCCAUUACGUCGCUGACCACGCCGGGCUUAGGGCUAAAGUACACACCAAUGAACCAGCAGUCGUCCGCAACGCACCACUCGCCGCUGGUAUUGUCUCUGAUGGUCUUCUCGCUCGUGGUGUAGCUGCUGCAGUUCCUUCCUAUAAUCCAGCCCUCGGUUACGAUUAUGGAUUGAAUCCAUAUGGUUUGGCAUACAACAGAUUGGGUCUUGGAUACGGCUAUGGAAGUGCUUUGGGAUACACUGGUCUUCUGGGCAGCUAUCCAAGUCUCUAUGCUUAAUUUUUUUAGUUUUUAAUCAAAACGAAUUUGAUUGCAUCAAUAUAAAAAUUGAUGAUUAGUACCUUGAAAUUCUGAAUCUCAUUUUCUUUUUACAUUCUAACUUUCUUAAAAUGUUUUUUUUUUUUAUUUCUUUAGUC